Molecule: messenger RNA, 1425 nt
Organism: Amoebophrya sp. A25
Lineage: Eukaryota; Dinophyceae; Syndiniales; Amoebophryaceae
Source: the annotation of a GenBank genome assembly
GUCCUGCUCUAUGUUGAUUGCGUUACCAUAAUUUCGAACAAAUGGGGGCAUUGCCUAUGCCUGCCUUGGUUAUCAAAGGUAAUUCUAAUUGCGGGACUAUAUCUUGUACUCCUGCUCCAAGUAGCAGAAUUUCUACGAUUUACUUGUUGUCUGUUUUUUUCGUACACCUCUUUCAUGUUUUAUCGCUUUGUGGGAGCUGGGCGAUAAACAGUUUAGAGCCGAUCAGAUUAGAGAGAAGAACUACCCCGAUGCCUUUGGCAAACAGCCACAUCAUGCGAAGCCUCCGCUACAACCACAAACAGAGGCACAACGGAUGAAUCCGUUUCUAUGGUUCUCCUCGAGCAUGAUUUUUUCCGGUCUUCUCGCUUCCGUGACCCCCAUCCGCCUUGUUCAUGCAACGUUAUGACUAGCUUUUUUUGGGUUUCACUUGACAUGAUGAAGCCCGGUAGGUAACAAUUGAACGUUGAUGAAGAUUCAUUCACUUUUGUUGGAACUCUUCUAAUCUAACUAUUCUGAAACAGUAACAGAAUAAACAAAAACUCAAAAAUGCUGAGGCUGUACACUCAAAGAAUAUCAUUACGUAGAAAGAACUCAAUUAUAAUGAUGAUGAUGAUGAUGAUGACGACGAUGAGGCUUACUCCAGUUGAACUUGAUUGAUAACAUAUUAAUUUGGCAACAAGCGUCAGUGCUUAGAUAAUGUGCCGACCAUUAUGCCGAGCUGUGAUCAUACUCAAACUCAUUUAUGCACACAUGCGAAAAAAAAUCCUGCUAAUGACAAUUGCCGAGGCAACCUAUUCUGAGCGUGAGUCUGGUAUGAUGGACAUGCAGCUGGUGUACGGCGUUCAACGCAGCAUGUACUGGAGCGCUCAUUUCGUUUUUUGGUAUCUCAUCUUUGCACCUUUUCAAUUGGUGACAGCGUACAUGAUUGUGUCUUACACGGAAAGCUGGACAAAGCCACAGUAUGCCUUAGGCGACCACGUGAUGUACGCCGAGGGAACCGUGAUGGCGUGUCUGCCCUUCGUGUUUCCGAUCCUUGGUGUACUUUUUGUAUCCGCAACCUGUACCGUGGAGGCCCCUACUCGCGAGAAGUUCCAGAGCUACGUCAACACAAUCGGAGUGCUCGGUUCGACACUAGGAGUCGCGGUGUCCUUCGCCUUGGACCUCCUGGCGCCUACGCGAGCCAGUAUGUGGGCUACGGUGCUGCAAAUCAUUGGAGACCAGGCCGCGACUAUGACGACAUGUCCCUCGACGGAUCUGGCCGGGGUGAAUCUCGCAGGAAAUGCCUUGUUUGGAAUUCUCGUCCCCGGCUACGGCACAAUGCGCAUCCUAAUCCGCGGAAUGCAGACCUACUAUGCGGUGUGGUUCGCCUUUUGUGGCGGACUCGUCCAAAAAACAGAAGACGGAAAAGCCGUAUUUACCAACGAC